Molecule: messenger RNA, 2070 nt
Organism: Mya arenaria
Lineage: Eukaryota; Metazoa; Mollusca; Bivalvia; Myida; Myidae
Exons: 6
Coding region: 125-1105 (326 amino acids)
Source: RefSeq, a predicted model, not a curated record
AUUAUUACAUUUCAUUUUUUAACUCAUCCGUACAGUGAAAUGUUAACUGAAAGGCUUAUCUGAAUAAUAUUGAUAAGGAACUAACUCGAAAUAACAAAUCUUUUUUAGGAAAUAGAAAACAGAAAUGUCAAAUUCCACAAGAAAGGACGGAAGGAAAGCGAAAGAUGCAGGAGAUCAAUUUAAAGGCCGUUGGCGAAAUAAAAAACAGGAUAUGGAUGAUACGAAACAAAAAGAACUUGAAAGGAACGUUCCACGCAGCUCACAUCGCAAGGAUGGCGAGACGAAGAUGGAUAAUGACGUUCAUGGGUCUCCGUCGACAGCAAACAAAAUUGAGAAAAAACAAGGCAAAAAGCGCCCUGCUAAUCAGUGUUCAUAUGCCCACUAUACAAAUUCUGAGUCUAGAUCCAAUGAUUGGCAUUCAACCCCAAGGCAUGCACAGGCGCAAGAGCUGUUACUUAGACAGACAGAAGCUAGUAAGCAGAUGCUGUAUGGAGUGUUUGGGAACGUCAUCACUAUUUUAGAGGAGCACGAAAAACGCACUUCGGCUAUUGGCAAAAGAAAAAUGAAACAAUCAGACAUCGCCAUUCCGGACCAGUCAUGGAAGACAAAUGCAGAUGUUAAAGCCAACUUGGAGACGCAAUUAUUACUCUUCCAAACUCAGAGUAAAGCUUGUCCUGAAAAAGUAAAACUUUCUGUCAAUCGUGAACUGAGACGAAAAACUAUUGCAUGGUUUGGAGUCAGGGAGGAGUCAAAUAUCGACCUCGACGAAACAGACAUAUAUGCUUGCAGGCUGUAUGAAAUUCUUGUCCAAGGAGCAACCAAACAUGAGAUCUUAGACAGGCCUAGGACUCAGGUAACAGAGAAAACUAUACGCGAGACUUUGCCUAAAAUUUUCAAAGGCAAAAACGAUGCGCGUGAGCUUGACGAUUCUUUCAAAAAGGACACACACAAGAAGGCAGAAGCACCUAAAACGCGCCAAGCAGAAGUCGAUGAUGCGUAUUUGUUUGGUUUAUCCCGCAUCGAAAGGACAGAACCAAAGUUGAAACAAUUCGUGGACAUUGAUAGGUCAUCUCUUCAACACGAGGGACCAGACAGCAUUCUGUAAUUAAAAUAACAAUCAACCUUGAACAUUGAUAAUACAUAGUUUAGCUAUCUUAUUGAUGUUGAAAUUAUGUCUUUGGUUCAACGGUGAUAGUAUUCAAUUCAUGGUAAUUAAAGCUCCCGACCAAAUUAAGUCCUAGUAUAUCCUAGUUCUUACCUCCUAACGAAGACAGACUCCAACAGCAUAAUAUCGCAUUAUAAAAAAGACGAUAAACGUGCCAGGGAUUGUCCUGUUUAAGGACUUAGAAGUUUAAAUCAAAUCAAUGUUAUGGACAUUAUGGCUGUAAACUACAAGAGUUCAUGUAUAAUGAGGCAAAACAUUUAUAAAAGCAUUUUUUUUUAAAUCCUGAACAUUACAAAACCUUAUGUUAUCAUGUUGAUUCCAUUCUCUUAAUGCUAUUGUGCAAACUACUACUGAAUAUAUAUGCUUAUUUGUGCACCUUAAGUAAUUGAUAUGUCAUGCUUUACUUUUCUGUUUUGUAUUUUAUAAUUGCUAUUUUUGAAGACCCGUUUUGGGGGUUGCAUACUUUGAAUUAUGAAAUGAUUUCUAUUAAAUAUAUAUAACAUAUAAAGCACAUAUGUGACUUUUUCAACAAUAAUGAGGUAUACAGAGGUAAAAGUGACAUAGUCAUUUUUGCAAAUUGCACUUUUUUGUAUGCCGAAACCAAAUAUUGCAAACCUUUGGGAAUGUUAAAACUAAGUUACCGAAAGCUGAAAAUCAUCAACAAUGAUGAAAUAAGUCUUUCAGAUGCAAUCCUGUGAAAAUGGCCCAAAAAUGAGCGAGUAACUUUAAGUCAUGUCAAAUAUAGUUUAUUUUCUUCAAGUUUUUAACAUGCAAGCUCGACGCUGAUAUUGUUUAUAUAAUAGACACUUUUUUUCAUGCUUCAAAGUAGUUUAUGCUUUCUAAGGGUCUCUUCAAAAAGCCAUUGCUUUACAGUCAAUUAUCAGAACAAUAAAUUAUAUACAUUA